AUGUUCAAACUUUUAAUUGCUUUAUUUUUAACAAUAUCAAGGGCAGAGUUGAGGAGCCGGCCAAAAAGCAGAGUGAAAAUUGGAUCCGAAGAAUGGAGCCAAAAAUAUCAUUUCGAGUUCGUGGCAGCUGCGAAAAAGUGGGUCGACGCGCGAAACUACUGUAAAGAAAGAGACAUGCACUUGGUAACUAUCGACUGUUCGGACAAACAGAAAGGAUUCGCAAAGUGGCUCAAUCGACAUUCUCCUCCAGGAACACGAGUUUGGACUGGCCUGAACUCGCGGGAAAUGGAGUGGUUAUGGCAGCACACGCAGAUUCGCCCGACUUACGAUUACUUCCGCACUGGCUAUCCGGAAAUAAGAUCGAACACUUGUGUCUACGCAGACGACCGCCGCAAGCGAACAUGGCGCGGGGGAAAAUGCGGGAUGAAACUGCCGUUUGUUUGCGAGACGAAUCACUACUUUCCGGAAGUGCCGGCGACCGACUACAAUGUCAAAAUCGAAGUCAAUAGAAGUUUAAACGUUGCGGUCGAGAUCGAAACCACUCUUGCCGCGAGAACUGGGACCGGCGAUAACAACGACGUUGUCUCGAUUUUGUGGCUUCCGCUGAACGCUGUUAUCACGGACGUAUCAAUGGUGAAAAAGACAACUGACGGGGUGGCGGCUAGCAACGUCACUUCCGCGAAGAAGACAGAGUGCACGAAAUGCGAUGAUGUUUUUAGGAAUAUUGCGUCGAAUGGAAUCGUGGUUACGAGACUUGACAAGGAAGGAGUUCAGGAGGACAAGUUCAGAACUGUCAGGCUGAUGACUGCGCUCUGUGGCAUGCACAACAUCGCUCUCCGCGUCCGCUACGAAUACCCCCUCGAAAACGGGAGAAUCGAGCACUAUCUUCGACCUGGCUACCGCGCUGGAAAUCUCAACUUUGAGCUCACCACACCCAACGCCAAGGUCACAACGAAUUUCGAAUCAGGUUUGGAUCCAAGCUGUGAUCGAUUCAACAAGUACAAGACGAUGCGAGCAGAAUUGCGCGAACCAACUUGCCUGAAAUCCUCAAUUUGGAGCGGGAAAAAUCUCGUCUCGCGAAAAAAGAACUCAUUUUUAAAAACAAAGACGCACAAGUUCUACCUUUCCCUAGGUCAACAAGAAAGCUUCGGCGGGCGUUUUGGAGGCGUCUCCAGAUGGCUCUCAAUGAGCAUCAGAAUUCCGCGGAAGCAGCGCCUCCCUGCCGAUCCAAAUCGACCGCGAGGACUCAAUUUCAAAAUGACCGACGAGAACGAAACGAGUGCAAAGACUUGCGAUUCCCUGGUCAUUGCUGAUCCCAGCAGAACAAAUUCUGAAUUCUAA
Oikopleura dioica is the source of this 1341-nucleotide messenger RNA. NCBI's taxonomy places the organism in Eukaryota, Metazoa, Chordata, Appendicularia, Copelata, Oikopleuridae. The record is from the annotation of a GenBank genome assembly.